This is a messenger RNA of Phascolarctos cinereus (koala), 986 nucleotides long. It is a transcript of the gene BORCS7, whose product is annotated as BLOC-1 related complex subunit 7. Gene Ontology annotation, cellular component: BORC complex. NCBI's taxonomy places the organism in Eukaryota, Metazoa, Chordata, Mammalia, Diprotodontia, Phascolarctidae. The record is from RefSeq and is a predicted model, not a curated record.
GGAAAAAAAAAAGACUGAUGCAAUCUCAGAAGAAAGGCACUAAGAUAGAAUUCUGUUUCCUUCUCUGCUUCCAUACUAGAUGGGUUUCUGUCACUUUCUGGAAGCAUGAGAACCGCUAAACCUGCUUAGCAGGUUUCUCCAACAAAAGUCCAAGCCCAGCCCAGUCCCCCUUGAGGGGAGAAAGAGAGGAGGGAGGGAGAAGGCUGUCUGUGGACAAGUUUUUCGAGACUACUAAUGAUGAGAGAGGUCCAGUAGCAUGAAGGCUGGUUUUAAAGGAAGCUUUUUCCCCCUCUGACCUAAUGGCCAAGAUUCUCUUGGUCCUAGCGACUUGCCGUUGAGGCAACGGAGCCAUUGACGGUCCACUGCAAUGGCGGCGGGGGCGCCCGAUCCCCAGUCGCGAUUUGGCCAGUCAGUGAAGGGGCUGCUCACCGAAAAGGUGAAUGCCUGCGGUACCGACGUGAUCGCCCUCACCAAGCAGGUGCUAAAGGGUUCACGGAGCUCUGAGCUGCUGGGUCAGGCAGCUCGAAACAUGGUGUUGCAGGAAGAUGCCAUCUUGCACUCAGAAGAUAGUUUAAGGAAAAUGGCAAUUAUAACAACUCAUCUUCAGUAUCAGCAAGAAGCUAUUCAGAAGAAUGUUGAGCUGUCUUCAAAUCUACAGGACCAGCUGAAGCAUUUGCUGAAAUGAAAUGGCAUCUUGAAGACCCAAAAGCACAUUUCUCAGAACUGACAGGGAAAUAGAGUUCACAUCCCCAUCCUCUGUUCCAGCAGUUCAGUUAGAAGAGAAUUGUGAUGGCCUUCAGCUUCUGCCAGAAUAUGGGGUUUUCUCUCUCUAUGUAAAGACAUAAUUUAAGGCAAGACACAGAUUACAUGGAUCAACUCAGAAGUAUCAUUUGAUUCUAUGCAGACAAACCUGUUCUCUCUCACCCCAUUCUUCAUUUACUGUGUUUUAGUUUCAAUUAAAGCAGAAUUAAAAGACAUCUCAGUUA